CCUCCCUCCCCCCCGUGCCGCUCUCCCCGCUGCCCCUGCCUCCUUGCCGACCCUCCUGCACUUGGUCUAUUUAAUGGUCUGGAGAUCGUGCUGCCAUGGGCCAGUAUAACAUGGUUGCCGACGAGUCCCAGCUUAGCGGACAUCCCCCUCCUGCAGAUGACUUCCAAACAUCGGGAUUCACUUUCGCCGACCCCAAUGACCCGAUCAUGCACAAUCCCUCGAUCCAGACCGGGUUCACUGAUGACGGCUCGGUGCUGCCUGUGAACCCCGGCGAUGACCCGAUCUUCUCCACACGCGUCUUCGAGCUGGCCAAUGCCGAAGACGAGGAGAAGGCCAGCGAGCUGGACCCGCGGGUUCUGCUGGCCGGCCUCAUCUCCAACUGGCCAUACUUCCUGGUCCUGGGCAUCAUCCUGUUUGGCCUUGCCCUCCUUGGCAUUUUCGCCUGGGAGCCCAUGGGCUGGCAGGCGUGGUUCAGUCUCUGCACGAUUGCCGUGGUGCUGGUGGCCCUCUUCCGAGAGCUCUACCCCCCGCACAUUACCAUGAUGUUCUCGACGGCCCUUUUGAUUGUCACCCAAAUCCUGACCCCGGAGCAGGCCUUCUCCGGCUUCAGCAGUGAUGGUGUCCUGGCCAUUGGUUUCAUUUUCGUUGUCGCCCGCGCCCUGGAGAUCAACGGCUCUGUGGACUCGGCCAUGAAGUACAUUCUUGGACACCCGAAGCACCUGUGGGUGGCCCUGGCCCGUGUGUGCUUCCCGAUCGCCUUCUUCUCGGCCUUCAUGAGCAACACCGCCCUGAUGGCCAUGAGCCUGCCCAUCAUGAUGGAGUGGUCCCGGAAGAUCGGCCAGCCGGUCAGCAAGCUCCUGAUGCCGGUUAACCUGUCCAUCAUCCUCGGCGGCAUGUGCACCAUCAUCGGGACCAGCACCAACAUCAUUGUGGCCGACCUCGUCCGGGAGAAGGAGCCCGACACGGACCUUGGCUUCUUCACCAUCGGCUAUAUUGCCAUCCCCAAUGCCAUCCUGUGUCUUUUGUUUGUCAUCUUCACCUCCUCCUGGCUCCUGCCGGAUGCUCAAAGCUCCUCGGGUCCCUUCAAGAAGCGCAACCGUGCCUUUGUCACCGCCAUGCGCAUCCCCCCGGGUAGCCCCUGCCAUGGGAAGACCGUGACCGAAAUCGGCCUCGACGGUCUGAAUGGCGUGACGCUCAUCUCGAUUGAGCGCCCGGUCGAGGGCGAUGGCACUCAGCUCGCCAUCGAGGAGGACUCGCUCUUCGGCGGUGCGGAGGCUCGCUCACGCUCCUCGUCGGGAUCCAAGUUUUCGGUCCUGGCUGCCGGCAGCCCGGGGCUGAUGCUUGCCUCGACCUCGCGUCCUGGCUCUCGUGCGCCCUCGCGCUCGGCUUCCUUUGUCAACAGCCCAUACACGGCCCCCGGCACUGGGUCCUCCUCUGGGGCUCGGCACCCGAUGACCGGCGCUUCCGCAUACCCCGUGGAGGGCCUAACCACCGAGGAGCUGACCGCGGCCUACUACGCCGCGGCUGAUGCCCCCCCGACCGCGGACACCCGGGCCCGGCACCGGGUUCUCUACAUGGCGGCCGAUGCCUCGGCCCGGGCACAGACCAUCUGCGAGAAGCUCCGUCUUCCGGCCACUCCCGGCGGCCUGACCCUGCAGGAGGGGGAUAUCCUUCUGUAUGCCGGCCUCGAGAAUGACAUUGUCCACCUCCUUCGGUCGGAUUACGGUAUGGAGCCGGCCGCCGUGCCGCACCUCCAGCGUGUGUCCGGGCGCCUGCGCAAGCGCGUCCUCGCCGAGGUGGUCAUCGCCCAUGACUCGCCGCUUGCCGGGCGGUCUCUUCGCCAGGCACGCUUCCGGUCCAACUACAAUGCCGCCGUGCUGGCCAUCCACCGUCGUGGAGGGCUUGGCACCCUGUCUGCGCUGUCCUGGUCAUCGGCCGGGCUGCUGGGUCCUGACGGGGGUCGCCUGCCGACGGAUGUGUUGGCCUCUGGCGGCAUGGGCCCCUCCGCCGAGCGUGCCGCCUUCUCCGAGAGUGAUCGGCUCCUUGCCCCGGAGAAUGACACCGGGGUGUAUGGCGCCUCGGCCACGGUUGCUCCCUUCCUGGACCCCGAGACCGGCCUCAGCUCGCAGUCCAGUGUUUCCCUGCUGGACACCCCCCUGCGCCCGGGGGAUGCCCUGAUCAUUGAGACGACCACGCACUUCCUGGACUACCACCGCCAUGAUCAUGACUUUGCUCUGGUGAAUGUGGUCCAGUCGGUGCCGUCGGUUUUCAAGCGCCCAGCUCAGUGGAAGCGCGUGGCCACCCUGUUGGUGACAUUGCUCAUGAUUGCCGUCAAUGUGGCCGGUGUUUUGUCCCUGUCGACGGCGUGUCUCUGCGCGGCCAGCAUCCUUCUUGCGCUUGGGUGCAUCAAGCCGGCCGAGGCGGCCCGGUCGGUUGGCGGCGAGCUGCUUGUGCUCAUUGCCUGCUCCUUCCCUCUGGGCAAGGCUCUGGAGGUGACUGGCGCGGCCAAUGUCAUCAGCGAGUCCCUGUUGGGCGUGCUCAUGCCUCUGGGCUCGAUCGGUAUCAUUUCCGGUGUCUUCCUCAUUACGGUCAUCUUUACACAGGUUAUUUCCAACCCGGCCACCGCGACACUGGUUUUCCCGAUUGCCUACGAGAUGGCCAAGGAGUCCGGCGUGUCCACCGAGAUUGUGGCCUUCACCUUGAUGGUGGCUACCUCCACCACCUUCAUCGUGCCCAUCUCCUACCAGACCAACGUCAUGAUCACCACCCCGGGCGGAUACACCUUCGGUGACUUUGCGCGCCUUGGUGUGCCUCUCACCUUCUUCUCCAUGGUUCUGUGCAUUCCUCUGAUCUGGCUCAUCUACUGAGGACGGGCAUCCUCCUGUCGCCUCCAGUUGCGUGUCUUGCUGUCCUCCCCCCCCCCCCCCUCCUCUCCCCCUCCCGUCUUGUCCCU
Molecule: messenger RNA, 2953 nt
Organism: Fonticula alba
Lineage: Eukaryota; Rotosphaerida; Fonticulaceae
Exons: 6
Coding region: 96-2867 (923 amino acids)
Biological process (GO): transmembrane transport; potassium ion transport
Cellular component (GO): plasma membrane
Source: RefSeq, a predicted model, not a curated record